Messenger RNA from Vespula pensylvanica (western yellowjacket), 781 nucleotides. Its product is annotated as mitochondrial inner membrane protease subunit 2. The record is from RefSeq and is a predicted model, not a curated record. The coding region runs from base 284 to 781 and encodes 165 amino acids. Lineage: Eukaryota; Metazoa; Arthropoda; Insecta; Hymenoptera; Vespidae. Gene Ontology annotation, biological process: mitochondrial respiratory chain complex assembly. The transcript is spliced from 3 exons. Gene Ontology annotation, cellular component: mitochondrial inner membrane peptidase complex; membrane. Gene Ontology annotation, molecular function: serine-type endopeptidase activity.
AUCAUUCAAUAUUAUAUUAUUUUUAGUUUUUCUCAUUUGUCCUAGUUUUUUAAUUAUUUGGCUCCCCUGAUUGUAACCUUUAUGGAUACAAUGGAUACUGCUGUCUCCUUCGUAUAUAUUUGACAUGAAUGUUAGCUUGAGAAAAUUUUCGUUGAAAUAUAAUAUACAGACGAUACUAAGUCAUUUUUGAAUAAUACAUAUAUUAUAUAAAGAAAUUUUAAUAUAAUAAAAAUAUUAAACUUGAAAUAAAAUUAUUUACUCUAAUAUAUAUGUAUAGUGAUACAUGAGAAUACCACAUUUUUUACGCAGUGUCCUAAUAGGCAUCCCAGUUGGGAUUACCUUCUUGGACACAGUAGGAUAUGUGGCAAAAGUGGAAGGAAUAUCUAUGCAACCAGCCUUGAAUCCAGAUUUAAAUGAUCCAGAUUAUGUUUUCUUAAAUCGUUGGGCUGUACGUGGUCAUGAUAUUCAACGAGGUGAAAUAGUAUCUGUAAUAUCUCCUAAAGCACCAACUCAAACAUUAAUUAAACGAGUUAUAGGAGUUGCAGGUGAUAUUUUACAUACACGUGGAUACAAAGUUGAUUAUCUUCAGGUUCCAGAUGGACAUUGUUGGUUGGAAGGAGAUCAUACAGGUCGUUCGAUGGAUUCAAACACUUUUGGACCAGUUUCUCUUGGUUUAAUUACAGCAAAGGCUACUUGUAUAGUUUGGCCACCUAAUCGUUGGCAAUAUUUAGAAGCUUCUAUACCAAAUCAACGUACAAUAUUGAAUUCUAGAAGAAGUUAA